Messenger RNA from Trichosurus vulpecula (common brushtail), 5048 nucleotides. It is a transcript of the gene ARSB, whose product is annotated as arylsulfatase B. The record is from RefSeq and is a predicted model, not a curated record. Lineage: Eukaryota; Metazoa; Chordata; Mammalia; Diprotodontia; Phalangeridae. The coding region runs from base 70 to 1668 and encodes 532 amino acids. The transcript has 8 exons.
UUCCUGGUUUUAAGCCGGGAGCACGGCCGGGGCAGCAGCCACAGCCCGGAGAAGCCUGGGCCUCGAGGGAUGGGGCCCGGCAGCGCGGCCGGAGCGCCAAAGGGCGGCCAAAGGUCGCUUCUUUUCCUCCUUUUCCUCCGCCAGCUGCUGCUCCAGAUGCUGCAGCUGCCGGGCUCCUGCGCCCGGGCCACAGGGCAGCCCCACAUUGUCUUCGUGCUCGCAGACGACCUGGGCUGGAACGACGUGGGCUACCACGGCUCUAGCAUCUUUACCCCGCACCUGGACGCGCUGGCGGCCGGCGGAGUGAGGCUGGAAAACUACUAUACUCAGCCCCUGUGCACGCCGUCCCGGAGCCAGCUCCUGACCGGCCGCUACCAGAUCCAUACAGGUUUACAACAUCAAAUAAUCUGGCCCUGUCAACCUAGCUGCAUACCCCUCGAUGAAAAGCUGCUGCCUGAACUUCUCCAGGAGGCUGGAUAUGCCACCCAUAUGGUUGGAAAGUGGCACCUGGGCAUGUUCCGAAAAGAAUGUCUUCCAACACGCAGAGGAUUUGAUACGUUCUUUGGGUAUCUCCUAGGUAGUGAAGAUUACUACUCCCAUAAACGCUGUGUCCACAUUGAUGCCCUGAAUGUCACCCGAUGUGCUCUUGAUUUUAGAGAUGGAGAAGAUGUCGCAGAAGGAUAUGAAAAUAUAUAUUCAACAAAUACAUUUACGCAGAGGGCUAUAGAUCUUAUUACUACACAUCCAGCUCAGAAGCCUCUAUUUCUCUACCUCGCCCUACAGUCUGUCCAUGAGCCCCUUCAGGUCCCUGAGGAAUAUCUACAGCUAUACGACUUUAUCCAAGACGAGAAGAGGCGCCAUUAUGCAGGAAUGGUGACCCUUAUGGAUGAGGCUGUGGGAAAUGUCACAAGAGCCCUAAACAAGUAUGGGCUUUGGAAUAACACAGUGUUCAUCUUCUCCACAGACAAUGGUGGACAGACUUUGGCUGGGGGCAACAACUGGCCACUCAGAGGAAGAAAAUGGUCACUGUGGGAAGGUGGAAUUCGAGGAGUAGGCUUCGUAGCCAGCCCCUUACUGAGACAGAAAGGAGCGCAAAGCUGGGAACUCAUCCACAUUUCUGACUGGCUGCCUACUCUAGUCAACCUUGCUGGCGGACAUACAAAUAGCACGAAACCACUAGAUGGCUUUGAUGUGUGGAAGACUAUCAGUGAAGGAAGCCCUUCCCCCCGGAUGGAGCUGCUGCAUAACAUUGACCCAGACUUUGUAGACAUAUCGCCAUGUCCAGGAAACACUAGGCCUCCCUCCAAGGGUGAUUCCUUUCCUACAACACAUUCCACCUUCAAUGUUUCUAUCCAUGCAGCAAUUCGAUAUGGAAACUGGAAACUGUUGACUGGCUACCCAGGCUGCGGUCACUGGUUUCCACCACCAUCUUUAUCCGAAAUCGAAAAGCAACCAUCACCUGACCCACCAACCAAAAACAUCUGGCUUUUUGAUAUACAACAAGACCCUGAAGAAAGAUAUGACCUCUCCAGUAAACAUCCCAGUAUUGUUAAGAAGCUUCUGGCCCGGCUCCAAUUUUACCACAAGAGCUCUGUACCUGUGUUCUAUCCCGACCAGGAUCCCCGCUGCGAUCCCAAAGCAACUGGAGUUUGGGGACCAUGGAUGUAGGAUGCUAAUGGGCCCUCAGAGAAGAAGACCGCCGCUCAACAUCCAAAGUCACGUGACUCACCCCCUUUGUCCUGCCCCAAUCAAGGGAGCUUCAUUGACCCUUCUCAGUCCUCGUAGUGGGCCCCCUGGUUUCAACCUCAAGUGCCCCUAAGAAGCAGAUAUCUUUGGGCAUGUAGGUCAUUUUCACCAAGUUUUUGAUUCUGAGUUUAGGCUUGGGAACAUAAACUCUUGUUGUUCUUUGACUGGGGGAGGUUUAAAAAUCAGGGGUAACUUGUUUCAUCCCUUCUUUCCUGAGAAACUUAACUUCAGAUAAGGAGCUCUAAUUGAGUGCCUCAGUCAGGGAGCGGCCUGCUGAGUUCACCUAGCAAGUCAGAUGCUAGAUUUCGCUUUUGCCAAAAGCCAGGUUUUAUUGGAGAGUGACUCACGUUUCAUGCAAUAAAUGGAGAGAGCAGACAGUUGUUCACAGUUCACAUUGGCAGAAGUUUUCUGUCUCUCUCUUUCUCUCUCUCCCUUCCCCUCCCCUCAUUUUUCUUUCUACCCUAAUUCUCCACACUCUCUUCCUCUUUUUCCCUUUCUUCCCCUCCCUCCUCUUUCCUCUUUCUCUCCUACUCUUUUUCUUGUGUCCAGCAGUUUCUACGAAAAUGCUCCUCUUUAUCCACCUCCCCUCCCCCACCAGAGAGCUUAAGAGCUGUCUUUGACUGUUCAUUGUGAUAAUUCAGUGCGACGUUUCAACACAAGCUAGGAGUGGAUCAUGGCCCACUUUUUUAUUCUUUUUGGUCAGAUGGUUUUCCCAAGCCUUGCUCAUUUUUCGAAGAUUUCUUGCUAUCCCAUAUGGGUCCUUCUUCCUACAUAUACUUUUCUCAUCUGUAAAAUGAGAGGGUUUGACGGCACAGUUCCUAAAAUUUUAAAUCUAUAAUCCUGUGUCUGCCCAUCAACAGUGUGGUAGGAGUUCUGCUUUUGGAUAGACUGCCACUCUGGAGUUCUAAACAGCAGAGAGAUUUUUGAACAGCGCCAAUCACCGCAUCCCUUUUCCCCAGAUGAACCACAGUUCUGUGGCACAAACCACAGUAUUAUUGAAUUUUACUGAAGCUGCCACCUGUGCUCCCACACACUGGCCAAGCUUGGCUCCAGGUUGUUUCACCAAGCUCCUUUUUCGUCAGAGACAGAAGGGAUUUGUUUCCUGUUUGUUUUAAACAAUGAUGACAACUCCAACUAAGUCAUUGACUUGAUAAGCUUCCCCAAGUUGCAUCCACAUGGAUACAAAUUAGAUUAUAGCACUUGGGUUUCACAGUCUAGUGAUGGUGGUCAUUGCUAGCACUCAAGAAUUGGGAGCAGUGUGAGGGGUGCAGGGGAGCUGGGAGCUGGGAUCGUGGAGAUGGCUGAUCUGAAAAAGCACUGGUUAAUAUUGAUGGCUCGAGGCUUGGGUAAAGCAUCAUCUUUGUAACUAGAGUCUAGGAGUGAGAGAGGAAAGGAAGCAUCAUAGCAUAUAACAGUCCUUAAACAUUUAACUACUGUUCUGCUGGCCCGAGUUAACGUGGCUGACCUUUCAGGGCCCAGAAACAUCUGUGGAAAACAUUCUCACUUUUUGUCAGCAUUGCUUUGUCAUCUCACAUGGGAUGAUGUCAGGUCAACAGCCUAAACUCAGAAUCAGAAACUUGGUGAAAAUGACCUAUGUGCCCGAAGGAUACUUUUCCAGUAUCCAUAAAUUGUGACUUAACUAUCUAUGAAUUAUCUCACCACUCUGUGACAAGGUUAUCAUGCCCCUUCUAGAAGUUAAAAAAGAGGCAAGGAGGAAUAGGGGGAAGACCUCGAUGUCUUCAUGCUUGCCAAAUACAUGUUACAACCCCCUUUCCCUGUGUCACUGUCCUCAUGAAGGUAAGAGAUUUGUCCUGUGGAACAAGAAGGCAGCAAGCUUGCUGCGAGGAGCCCUGAGGAGGGCCCCAGCCUCUCUCCCACUCUGAGGCUGCCUCUAGCCCAGGCUUCUGAGCUGGUGUUAGGCCGGCCCAUUAUACUAUGGUGGCUGAGAAGUGGAUGAGACCUCUUUGUGGCAGUAUAACUCUGGGGAUUCUGGGUAUCUGAGUGUUUGUGUGUCCCAGGGGAAUGUCUGAUGUUUUGGGUUGUGCUGUAAGUGCCUUUAGAUCUCCACAGAAUACACCAGAAGGCUGGGCAACAGUAACGCUGUGUUAUGAGGUCAGUAACAGGCCUUCUUGACAACACUUUCUGAGUUCUUCCCACUUCUCUCAGGUGUGCGUACCUGUGUCAGAGGCCUUGAAAUCCUGACACACCUUUGUCCGCCAAGAAAAAAAAAUGCCAGCUAUCAGAUUUUCCCCACUUUGUCCAUUUCUGCAGAAGAGAAUAGAAACUGAAAUCAUGAAAACAAUUUCAUGUAGAUCACUAGAUAGCUAUCUUUAUGUUCAAGGCACUGUUUUCUGGUCAUGCCAAUGCUUAUUUUGUCAAAAUUCCCUGGAAGGAAAAGGUUUUACAGCCCAUUACCAUCCUUCACCUCAGGUUGUGGAUUUCUCCGAUCCUAUUUUCUUUAUGGCCAUUUAGAGUUCCGACAUAUCAUACACAAAAAGUGGCCAUAAUAGAUAUUUAGGAGGAAAUGUAGUUUAUCUGGCACAUGCUAAGUUUGUGGAAAUAAAUUGGCAUAUGGUAUUUAGGUUAAGGCCAAGAAGGCCUGUUGGUGUUGCUAAUGACCUUCAAUCUCUUUUGGUGGAAGAUUACAAGUUUCCUUGGUAAAUAUGAGUAGAGACGUCUCCCCAAAGGAGCUUAUAUAAGAAAGAUUUCAUUUCUAAUCCCAUGGGACUCUGUCCUUUAUUAAUCAUAUGACCGUAGGUAAAUCACUUAAACUCAGUUUUUUCAUCUAUAAUUGAGAAAAAUGACCCAACUAGCCUACCUCAAAGGACUGUUGUAAAAAUCCAGUCAAUCAGCCAGUGUAUUUAUUAAGCACCUACUAUGUGCCAUGAACUGUUCUAGGCACUGGGAAUAAAAAUAAAAAAGAAUGAAACAGUUUCUAUUCUGAAGGAGCAUAUAUUCCAUUGGGGCGACUACAUACAUACACACACACAUGCAUAUGUGUACCAUAUAUGUAGAUACAGAAUAAAUGAGUUGAUAUGUGUGAAUGUGCUUUUAUAUGCUGUAUAAAAUGUUCUACAAAUGCAAAGCAUCAUGAUUUGGGCCUUAGAUCUUUAGCUAUGAUGAAUAUCUAGAUGAUCUGAAGAUGCACAUGAAUUGUGAGUGAAUAUGAAAGUAUUGAGUACAAAUAUUAAUGUUGUUUUCAUAUGAAAGUGUUCAUUUUUGAGGAAUAUGUGUUUUAUUUGGCAACUAUGUGGAUUUACCUGGUUUGAAAUUAAAAUAAAGUGAAUUAUCUUUUUAAAUGU